AUGAGCAAACGAGGAAUUGGCGGGGGUGUACUGAGUGGUACCUCUGCUGGAACAGCCGUGGGAACCACUUCUAUACACUUGGGCGAUCCAUUACCGUUGCCCUACAAAAUCGCGUCCGUCGAUGACGAUGACACUGCCGUGGACACCAUAGCAAGAAAGACAAACAGAAUAGGCCUGGGCAGUCUGGACGACAAGCCUAAGUCCGAUAUCGAGUACCGUCCCGGUCCACGACGCACGCUAGAGCUCAGGAAGCCAUUGGUCGAAGAUCCAGUAUCCGUUUCCCAUCGAAGACAUAUCUCUGGAGAUGUGGGUCUCGAACCGCGGGAUGAAUAUGGUAGGGAGCAUAUAAUCGUCAGAAAGGGCAUACGAAGACCUCCAUCCGAGAGCAAGCCACAGUUCAAGCUGGAUCCGUACGAAAGUGUGCCCAAGAAUGUGUUUCCCAGGAAGAAAUACGAUAUUGUGGAGAAGGUCGAUCAUACCGAGACCGUUCCUCGCAGAAUUCCCUCGGUAAGGAGAUUCGGGUUCGAUCAGGGUGUCAACAAUGGUGAAAUACAGUCAAACUACCUACCCUCCGCUUCGACACACCCAGGACACGAGGAUACGACCCAAGAGUUGGACGAUCCCCAUGAUAUCACGAUCUCCCAAAUCGACGAGACAGCACAAGAGCUUAUUAGCUCCAUAGACAAUGACCUCAAUAAGCUCCAUCUCUUGAUUGUGAACAACCAGGAUACCAUCGACGAUGUCAAGGCUCUUGAGUCGAUCAAAACGCAGGUAGAAAAGACAAUAGGGGCGACCGUGUCGAACUUGAGCAGAGACCGUCACGAAACCUCUACCAAGGUUCCCACCAUCCUUGAAGAGUUGGAUAGGCUACAGAAGCUCGACCGGAAGAAUACUAAAUACAGCAUUCAGCUAGAUUACCGUUAUGCCAUCGUGUUCGUGGCGGUAUUGGUGUUCUUGGUUAGUUCAUUUGUUGUCUCUGGAUUGAACUAUGAAUACUGUUAUUACUUCUGUUGA
Messenger RNA from Suhomyces tanzawaensis NRRL Y-17324, 1014 nucleotides. RefSeq lists its product as uncharacterized. Bases 1 to 1014 code for a protein of 337 amino acids. The record is from RefSeq and is a predicted model, not a curated record. Lineage: Eukaryota; Fungi; Ascomycota; Pichiomycetes; Serinales; Debaryomycetaceae. The transcript has a single exon.